GUGCAAGGGGCAAGUGGACACCGACGACGACUUCACCACUGUAUAUUCCCCUCCACACCCUCCACGCUGGAUGGCUGCCCCCGAGGGCAAGGCGAUACCUAGGGAUGUCGUUGCUAUCUUCCACACGUCUUUCCACCCGACCAAGGGAAACGUGUUAGACUGGUCGCUCAAGACGAAAGACCACCUCGUGCUCGACGGAAUCGAAUUCAGCACACUCCCGAGCGGGCUGCACCUCGUCGAGCAAGACGUCGUAUACUUCACGCACGAAGGCCACCCGGGCGUCUCCGUCUUCCGCCGCCGGCGCACGACCGAGGAGGGCCAGCGCGGCUUCCGCCUCUCUGCCCUCGGCAUCCUCCUCGCCCCGUCUGUCCGCCCCCGCGCGUGGCGGCACGUCGCCCCGCUCAGGCACGUUAUCAAUGCCAUAUACAGUCCGCUUGAGAUACACGGUAGGCUCGAGCCCCAGGAGAGCGACUGGGGUCCUGCCCGCGCGUUCUUCGAAGAGCGCAGGGUGCAGCACGACGAUCUCGGCGGGGCAGGGGACUGGAAUGGGUGGAGCCAGGAGCUGGAUGGGCCCGACUCAGACUGGUGUCCCUCGAAUCCAACCCCACAUCUACCUCAUCUGCUCCGCAUCUUGGGUCCCUCCGCGCUCACGGUGUACAAGCACGUCCUCGGCCGACGGCGGAUACUUAUAUACACGCUCCCGCCCGUGGAGGCCGCCUGCAUCCUCUGCCAGGUCGCGGCUGACAUAUGCUACGAAUCCCAACUGGAUCCUUCUCUUUAUUCUACUAGCGGCGAAGACGAUACCAGUUCCCGAUACCGCACAAAACUCGAGGGCAAGUCGAAGCAGGGCAUCAACGUCCUCGGGAUGGUCACUCUUAGCGAUCUGAACAAGAUGGACGCCGAGGGGCGGACGGGAAAAGGGUGGAUUGCUUGCACGACGGACGCUAUUUUCCUCGACAAGCCCUCGUAUUACGAUAUAGUCGUAGACCUGACGACAUCGACGCCCAACCUCAACUCUAGACCUACUCUCUACCUCUCAAAACCCGUGCAGUCGCCAGGCUCAUCACGCGGGCCCACCCACCGAUUGUCGCUUGUCAGGUUCACGUGGAGUGACAUCAAACUGUGGAACGAGCUCGAGCGCAUUCUCUCCCUCACCGGCGCCGACGCCUGCGCCGAGCACUGCUGCCGCCCUCCCACAGACACGAACAGCUCGCGUGCGGGCAAAGCCUACGGCAGCUCAUGGACAGACGCGAUGCGGCUGUACGAGGACGCGUGCAUCGUGUGCGCGGGGCUGUGGAUGGGCGCGUGGCGCGGCAACUCGCGCGCGUCGUACUCGACGCAGGGCGGCUCGAUGGCGAACUGGGGCAGCGUGCGGCUCGAGGGCGACGACGAUCUCAGUCUCGGGAGCAGCGCGUUCGUGCGCGCGGUGGGGAACGGGAUCGAGGGGCGGCCGCAGGCGGGGGCGGGUGCGGGUGCGAGCGCGGCGAGUGUGAAUACGAAGGGGAUGCGGCGGGCGAGCAAUAUGAGCGCGCAUUCGCGCGCGCAGUCGUCCUCGCAGGCGCGAAAUCAGUCGUCGGCGCAGCUGAACCACCGGCGGCAGGGCUCGACGGGGUCGAUGCUCAGCCUUGGCUUUGGCGCGCGCGUGGGGUCCGCGUCUACACCCGCUUUGGGCGGCGGCAGCGGCAACGGCAAUGCCAAAACGGCGGAGUUUGACAUCAUCGACCCCGAGGAGCUGCAGGAGCGCCAGGAGCGGCAGAUCCUGACGACGCUCUCGCUGUUGCAGACGUUUCACGCUAACACGUGCUUCCAGCUCUCGCGGCUCGCGGCGCUGCUGCCCGUGCCGCGCGACCCGCGUGCACGCGCGUAUGCGCCGCCGGACGUGGGGAAGAUGACGGUCGCGCUCGGGGCCAAGGACGUGGCGUCGUUUGAGCUGGGGCCGCUGAGUGCGCUCGACGCGCGGUAUGUGGAGUGGCUUGCGGAGGAGUAUGGAGGCGGGGUGAGGGUUGUGGUGAAGAGGAGCUGGAGGGAUGUGUUUGGGGCUGUGUUUGGGUUUGGGUGAAUCUUUGGUGUGUGUGGUGUUGGGGGGGAGAGUGGACUUUUCUUCCACAUGCUAUUAGGUGUUGUGUCUUUGGACAGAGGCGUUGUCUGGAUAUACC
Molecule: messenger RNA, 2156 nt
Organism: Coniophora puteana RWD-64-598 SS2
Lineage: Eukaryota; Fungi; Basidiomycota; Agaricomycetes; Boletales; Coniophoraceae
Exons: 7
Coding region: 71-2059 (662 amino acids)
Cellular component (GO): lipid droplet
Source: RefSeq, a predicted model, not a curated record